This is a messenger RNA of Malurus melanocephalus (red-backed fairy wren), 3376 nucleotides long. RefSeq lists its product as uncharacterized. The record is from RefSeq and is a predicted model, not a curated record. The coding region runs from base 128 to 805 and encodes 225 amino acids. NCBI's taxonomy places the organism in Eukaryota, Metazoa, Chordata, Aves, Passeriformes, Maluridae. The transcript is spliced from 7 exons.
UGACUGUAACAGAGCUGCUUCUAGCAUUCUGUUCAGUAGCAGUAUCCCAGCAGAGACAAAACCACACAAAUAAGGACGGGAAAAGGAAGUCAACGGAGGUGUUUGGUAUUUCUCAAGUACCUCUGCAAUGCUGCUCCGCUCAGGCCGUGAAAAGCCCUAUGACAGACCUCCCCAUGGAAGGCAGCCUGUGAGGAAGCGAAUUCUGCUUGCAAAUAUGAGAACAGCGCCUAGAAAGCCAGUGUUUAGCCUGCGAGAAACAGUGAAAUGUUAUAUACUAACUGAAGAUUCAAAAACAGUGCAUUUUGACAUAGAUGAAGAUGGUCAUCAUGAAAUAUCUACCAAGGACUCACAAUCCCAUGAAGAUAUUGCAUGGUUAAGUGUGUUCACAAGGAAUGAAGCACCAGUUACUGAUGAGCCUCUUGUGGGAAUAAAAGAUUCGAAAAAUUUGGUGAUCCUCACACAGAGAUCAAAGCUUAAUGAAUUUGUUCUAUUGUGCAAUGGUAAGAAGCAUCUCUCUCUGAAGGUCUUAAAAGCAUCCUGUUCAGAGACAGAUUAUCCUUCAGUGGAAAGAUGCAAUGUGAAAACAUGCAACCAUGAAGAUCCUGACUUUAAACAGCUGAGUGAAGAUAAUAACUUUUUCAUCAUGCAUUACCAAGGAGAUUCAGUGCAGUUCCAAUGCUAUGAAGAUACAAGUUACUAUCUGUGUGUGAAUGACGACUCACUUGAUAUUUGCAAGCUGGAAAACAAAGAACCCAAUGAGGAAAAGAAUUUUUUCUUCAGGGUGUCAUACUUACAGGAAAAAUAACUCAACUAACUUUCAGUGGCCUAAGCACCCAUACAGCUCCUAAGAAGAAGAGGAAGGUUGAGAUCAACUAAUUUCUGUUUAGGCUAUAUUCUUGCAUUUUUAUAAUUUCUAGGUCACCAACAUCUUUUAUUUCUGUACUUUCAGUCGCAAUACAGGAAGGCUAAGUUUGAAAAGCAUACUAACUGAUCAGUUUCUGUGUCUUACCUACAUGUUUUUAAAGAAACAUAAUGUACAGGGGAUAUUUUAAAGAUGGCAACAAUAAGGAACAUAUAUGAAUAUGAUCAUAAAAUGUGGAGUUAGUUCUCCAUGUGGUAAGCGUUUUAUUUUUUWAAAAAAUGUCUAUUAUAAGCUCACCUUAACUUGACAAGAAAACAUUUAGAAUGCAUACACGCAUAUCCUAACUGACUGACUUUGAGAGGAGUGGAGAAGUUGUCUUGGGUCUAUGUGAGAAUGAGGGAAAAUGCUGACAAUUAGAAGAUAUCUGCACUUGUAGCUCCAAGUCAGCUCAUAUACUCCAUUAUGCAAUUUUAUCAUCUAUCUACCAUGGCAGCUCUCUAAGAAAAUGAACACAGAGCAUCAGAUGCACAACAUGCAGGCAGACGGAGGGAGGCACACUGAACUGACUGGUCAUAAGAGAUGCCUGUGGACAUUGCAGAAAAUUGCUCUGACACAUUGGCUUUCACUUCUGAAUCAUAGAGGAAACUGCAAAUUGCAAAGCAGAGUGCAGAACAAUUGCAAAGCAGAGUGCAGAACAACAUCAGAAAAUUCAUAAGGGUCAAAAUUACUGAACAAAAGAAACACUAGAUGCUUAUGUGGGUUACACUGGAGGAGCCAUAAGAGUACCUACCUUUGAUCAAAUGGUCUAUAUGAGAGUCAAAUGGAAGAUGCUGACACUUAAAUGUCUAUAGAACACACCCUGCAAAGCGUAACACCUUGGAAAUACAUGAGACAACUGAAAUGUUAUCAGGACCAUCACUAGGUAUUAAAGAUCUGGUUCUUUGCUGCUGUACAUGAAAUUCCACUGCGAUUCAGUGGCAAUUUUCUGUGAUGCAAGUCAUUUGAGACCAUGUGUAUAUAAAUGAUAAACAUGAUACACCUAUGCCAAGAGGCUGAUGCGUAGUUGCAGCAAAACAGCCUACAAGAUACUUGCAAGAAUUGUUCUGUGUAAACAUAAUAAAAAAUGCACACCUGAAAUAGGACCUUAACACCAGUCAGUCAGUCAGUCAGUCAGUCAGUCAGUCAGUCAGUCAGUCAGACCAAUGCACAUAGCCUGCUGUAGACUAAACUCCAGAGGUCUGUGAGACCUUAGAAGAUUUCAUGCCUUGCUUGGAUUCUUCAAAUGGUGAAAAUCGUUAUGUUGGUUAUAAUGCUCACUGAAGAGAGCUUUAUUAUUUUCUAAAUAAUAUUUACAACUGCUGGAAUUGUCAAGAGUUUAAUCAAGUUAGUGUGAAAAAGAAGAGCCUCAAAACUCUAGAUAUUAAUUUCAGCAUAUAUUAUCCUAGAAUCAAAUUAUUUAAGCAUUACCUAUGAUGUUGCACAAGAAAUAGAUUUGGUCAUGUGGUGAGUACAUUAAUUUCACUAUCUGAUACACUAACACUUCAUAGUAAUACAUUUAUUAUUGGUCCUGUAAUCACCUCACCAAAUAAUUGAACAUGCUAGAUGGCAAGUUGCUAAAAAGAUAAGAAGCCAUCAUAAAGCUUGUACAAGGCAUAUUAAUGAAAUCAGCAUUGUUGACACCACUACAAAAGUAACAUUUACAUCAGUGAAAUUUGAAUCUGUUUUAUAGUUUAAAUUAUGGUUAUAUGCAGAAUUUUGUACUUUUACUAUCUGUCACCUUAUUUUUUUAACUAUUCAAGUUAAAAAAGCCCUUAUGGAAAGGAGCAGUGGUAAUGUUGUAAAAUUUCAGAUUUUAUAUCUAAUAUAGUGGCAUUAUUUGGCUCCUCUGCUCACAAAACACAACAAAAUCAGACAUCUUUGUAACUUUAAAUGUACAUAGUAGAGCAAGUUAAAAAAAUCUCUAUCCUAAUCUUUGCUGUAGUCUUAUUUUGAACAUAAAAUCCCUUCAAACUAACAUUUUCCAAUUCCCACUAAUCUAAGUGUCUUGUGAGUGGCAGGGUUUUUUGUUAUGUGAGGUGGAAACCAUAUAGAAAUUUUAUUUUAAAAUAGAAAAUGAAAGCCAGUUAGUAUUUUAGAAAAAUAUAGUUUCUAACACUUAACAAUAAAAAAUCCAAUGUGUUUAACAUUUGAAUAUUAAAUGCAGUUAGUAUUUUUCUGUCAAAAGCAACAAUAUUCUUUAAUUUUUAUUUAGCAGAUGUGAUAAUUAUUAAAAUAAUGCAGAUGUUUUCCUCUUGUAUUUCUGCCCUUCUAAAGCUGUGCCUAAAAGAAAGUACUGCAUUUUUUUUUUCUGUAGACCAAUGUAAUGCAAGUAUUCUUCAUUUAUAACUUCUAAUAUUUUGACUGUUUUUUUUUACUUUUUGCAAUAAAACCUGUUAGAAGAACUACAGUGGCUGUAAAGCAGGUGAUCCUUCUCUGUGCUACACACCACCUUCAUUAAAAGGGAGACAAAAGAAC